ACCUGAAGGCAGCACCCCCAGUUUAGUCAGUCAGCAGCAGAGAGUCGCAGCCAGUGUGGCAGCUGGGAAUGUGGGGCUUUCAACAGACCGCUAUUUUCAGAGCUGGGAAACCGAGCGGGGCUGGCCAAGGAAGACACUUCUUUGCCCGCAACUGUAGCCUACUUUAGCCAGCACACUGGCUUAAUUUGAAGUCCAAACGGGCGACCUGCGUUUUCUGUCCAGGGGAGUCGGUGUUUUCGGACCGCAUCAGACGGUCAACGGACAGCCGCUGGUGUCUCUGCGGGGCUGCAUGCUAGAGGGGAACCAGCCGGAGCUUACACUUUACCUUCUUCCUGGUGUGUCUUUAACAAUGCACUAAAGUGUCCCUUGUUCAGUAUAAUCUGUACCUGUCCCGGUGUGAAACGCUUGGUUAAAUGUGUCUGUUUUACCACUACCAAAGCACUCACACUCGAUGGAUGGACUGAAAUCUGCGGCUGGGGUGAGCGACACACAACCUGCCGCGAUUUCCUGCAUGUAAAUAAAUAAAUGAUAGAGGAUACGAUGACCCUGCUGUCUUUAUUAGGUCGGAUCAUGCGUUAUUUUCUGCUCAGACCGGAGACCUUGUUCCUCCUGUGUAUCAGCCUGGCUCUAUGGAGUUACUUCUUUCACACGGACGAAGUGAAGACCAUCGUCAAGUCCAGCCGGGAUGCGGUCAAGAUGGUCAAGGGGAAAGUGGCGGAGAUGAUGCAGAACGAGCGGUUUGGUGGGCUGGACGUCCUGGACGCGGAGUUCUCCAAGACCUGGGAGUUCAAGAGCAACAACGUGGCCGUGUACUCCAUCCAAGGCCGGCGAGACCACAUGGAGGACAGGUUCGAGGUGCUCACCGACGUCGUCAACAAGAGUCACCCGUCUAUUUUCGGGAUUUUUGAUGGCCAUGGAGGAGAGGCUGCUGCUGACUUUGCCAAGGCCCACCUGCCUGAGGCGCUCCGCCAGCAGCUACUGACCUACGAACGGGAGAGAGAGCGAGACAGGGAAAAAGACAAGGAGAAAGAUGAAAAAAAGGAGAAGGGCGGCCUGUCCUAUCCCUCCAUACUUGAGCAGCAGAUCCUGAAUUUGGACAGGGAAAUGCUGGACAAGCUCUCAGCCACCUUCAAUGAAGCAGGUACUACAUGUCUGGUGGCCCUGCUGUCUGAUAAGGAGUUGACGGUGGCCAACGUUGGAGAUUCGCGUGGAGUUCUUUGCGAUAAAGACGGCAACGCCAUUCCUCUGUCACAUGACCACAAACCUUACCAACUCAAAGAACGCAAGAGGAUCAAGAAGGCUGGUGGGUUCAUCAGCUUCAACGGCUCGUGGCGUGUCCAGGGCAUCUUGGCCAUGUCCCGUUCCCUGGGCGAUUACCCCCUGAAGAACCUCAACGUGGUUAUUCCUGAUCCUGACAUCAUGUCGUUUGACCUGAACAAGCUGCAGCCGGAGUUCAUGAUCCUGGCGUCGGACGGCCUGUGGGACACCUUCAGCAACGAGGAAGCGGUUCGCUUCAUCAGGGAACGACUGGACGAGCCUCAUUUCGGGGCCAAGAGCAUUGUCCUCCAGUCUUUCUAUCGCGGUUGCACUGACAACAUCACCGUCAUGGUGGUCAAGUUUAAAGGCAAGCCCAGCGAGCAGUAGGCCACGCGUCUGCCACACACAGUAUCUAUAUUAUAUUUGAAUAUAAGUAAGAAUAAGAUUAGGAUGAAAGAUUUAAAAACUGAGCCCGCAACUUUUUGAGCGAGAACUAUUUCUAUCACUGAUAUUUACUGAAGUUAGCCCUUCAAAUCAUAAAACUACGUCACGUCCCACCCCUUUUUACUUUUACUGCUGACAAAGUGACACUUCCGAAAACUUCUUUCAUUUAGGCUUAGCAGUUCUUGUGCAGACACCGUAAUGGAAGAUGGGUCCCUGUUAUGCAAAUAAACAGAUUUAGAAUUGUGCAAUUUUGGGCCUGCUCAUUAGUCUGAACACGUGUGUGUGUGUGUGUGUGUGUGUGUGUGUGUGUGUGUGUGUGUGUGUGUGUGUGUGUGUGUGUGUGUGUGUGUGUGUGUGUGUGUGUGUGUGUGUGUGUGUGUGUGUGUGUGUGUGUGUGUGUGUGUGUGUGUGUGUGUGUGUGUGUGAGAGAGAACCUAUUCAUUGUAGUAAUGAUAGAUUUAAAGGAUACAAGCUGGCAUGGACACUUCCACAUUAUUUCAAAGUUGGUGUCCUUCACUAAAAGUCUGUGUGACCACUAAUUUUUAUAUUUUUAGUUUCUUAACUUUGUGUUUCUUCAUCAUUAAAUUGUAAACUGACGUCCACCGAGCAACUGCACUGAAAAGAUUAUUUUUCCCCCCGAAUCAAAUACAUCAUAAAUAAUGUUUUUUUUCCCUUUACACAUGAACAACACAAAUUUGAAUAUGCAUAUGUUUGUUCAAAUAUCAGCAUUGAUAUUGUACAGCAAUAGAAUGAAUUACAAUGGCCGUAUCACACUUACUGAACGUGUGAAUUCUGUGUUUUGUUUCAGAAGUUUAGAUGUUGAAUGUCCUAGUUUAUGUAAUAUGAUUGCUUUUAGUUUCUGUGCUGAUUAAGUCUCAUUUAUAUUUUGAUUGUUGAUAAAGGUAAAUAUUUUUUUGUUAAAGCUUGGACUCUAGUUCUAUCCCCAUCUUAUCUGAAUCAGUGGAACUACUAAUAAUGUAAUAACUGUUGGAUAAUGCAGCUGUUGUCAAACAAUAUAUCACUUUAAAUGUGAUAAAAAUGUAAUAUGAUUUUAAGCAAUACCUGGUGGUGACAGUGUUGUAACAUCUCGCUGUGACUCUGCUGUACCUGCUAAUUAUUACUUUACAAAGUUUGUCACAAGAUCUGAUAAUUUAAAAACUUUAAAUGUUAAUUGAAACAUGUAAGAAGAAGGUAAUAAAUGAGUUAUGACAUAAAAUAACUUACAUGAUUGGCAGUCAUGAUUUUAUAAUUACUUAGGAAUUUAGACUUUAAGCUUUACAACCCUUCUAAUAUGUUUCUUUUUUACAUACUGAUAUACUACUCCUUAUCUGACUGUUCUUACAUUAUCAGUGACUACAAGCUUCAUGAGAUAUAAAUGUUCUGAAAUUGACAAUUUACUGUUACAAUGUCAUCUGUUAAUGACCUGUAAUCUUCAUCCUGAUAAAGAUCAAAUAUCACAUUUUGCUGAAAUGUAUUUAAAAACAUAACAAGCCUAUGAAUGAAAUGCGUUGUUGCCUUAUUUUUGUACUGUUCAUUUCCUGUUACGAAAUCUGCUGCCAACUACUUCUGGUGGCUUUUUUUUUUUUUUAAUGUAAUGCAGUCGAUCAUGCCAGGCACACUGCACGACCUCGGUGUCAUACCUCGUUAACUCACAUAUGGAUUAGCAUUGAAAGAAAUGUCUCCAAGAGACAUGAAAUUGUAAGAUGAAUGUACAUACUGUCCUCGUGUUAGUAUCACCUCUCCACUGUUUUUACAGCAAUGAAGAAAGCUGUGUACCUGUUCCUGGAUUGUUUAACUUCAGAGAUA
Molecule: messenger RNA, 3507 nt
Organism: Etheostoma cragini (Arkansas darter)
Lineage: Eukaryota; Metazoa; Chordata; Actinopteri; Perciformes; Percidae
Gene: ppm1lb
Product: protein phosphatase, Mg2+/Mn2+ dependent, 1Lb
Exons: 4
Coding region: 526-1644 (372 amino acids)
Biological process (GO): protein dephosphorylation
Molecular function (GO): protein serine/threonine phosphatase activity; cation binding
Source: RefSeq, a predicted model, not a curated record